Messenger RNA from Poecile atricapillus (Black-capped chickadee), 1533 nucleotides. It is a transcript of the gene RMND1, whose product is annotated as required for meiotic nuclear division 1 homolog. The transcript has 10 exons. Gene Ontology annotation, biological process: positive regulation of mitochondrial translation. NCBI's taxonomy places the organism in Eukaryota, Metazoa, Chordata, Aves, Passeriformes, Paridae. The record is from RefSeq and is a predicted model, not a curated record. The coding region runs from base 1 to 1350 and encodes 449 amino acids.
AUGAGACUGAAACUUCUGCACCUUCAGACAAGAUCUUUCCACACUUUAACAACAAUAUGUCAAUGCCAAAGCUUUAACAAAACUGGACGUCUACUAUUAAAGCUGGAUAAUGAAGUUGAAAGAGCGGCUCACAGAACAGCAAAGUCUUGCAAUUUGUAUGCACUGAAACCUGCGUUCCCGUGGUUGACAAGUCAGUAUGUGCAAGUCAGGAAUUGGCAUUUUCUCCAAGGAUUUCUGUCCACUUUGGAAAGAAAUGCUUAUUAUCAGAGUGGGGAGGGUUUUUUCUCAUCCUGGAGACGUUUGGGUGUGGCAAUGAUGGAAAACUACAGGCUCAAUAGAGAGUGGAUCAUGAAGCUUAGGAACACAUCAUCAAGAUUUUAUGCAGUUGUAUCAGCUGGUAAAAUUGUCCCCAAACCCAAUAACCAGCCAGUUAAGAGGCCACCAAAGGCACCGAGGACCAAGCAGCCAUCCAGAACGAACCUGCCACUCUCAGACAUGAAGAAUCUGAUGCAGUGCACAGCCUUUGCAACAGCAGAUGAAUAUCAUCUUGGUAAUCUCUGUCAUGACCUGACUUCACAUGGAUAUGUUGAAAUAACAAGUUUGCCUAGAGAUGCUGCAAAUGUUUUGGUGGUCAGUACUGAGAAAUCUGCAAAAGAAGAUGAUCCUGGCAUUAUUUUUUUCUUCAGGGAAGGGGCUGUUGUAUUUUGGAAUGUGGAAGAGAAAAGUAUGAAGAAUAUCAUGCAAGUGCUAGAGCAGCAUGAAAUUCAGCCAUAUGAAGUUGCACUGGUCCAUUGGGAGAAUGAAGAGCUGAAUUAUAGAAUAGGAGAAGGUCAGUCAAAGCUCCAUAAAGGACAAAUCUUGUUAAAUUCUGAGUUGGAUAGUGAUGAAGUUGUUCUGCAGAAAUUUGCCUUUUCAAAUGCUCUUUGUCUUUCUGUAAAGCUGGCUAUUUGGGAAUCAUUACUGGAUAAUUUUGUGGAAUCUAUCCAAUCAAUUCCUGAGAUUCUAAAGUCACGAAGGAAGAUAAAACUCUCUCAUGCAGAUGUGAUGCAGAAAAUCGGAGAACUCUUUGCACUAAGACACCGUAUAAAUCUGAGCUCAGACCUGCUAAUAACACCAGACUUCUACUGGGACAGAGAAAAACUGGAAGAGCUUUAUGACAAGACUUGCCAGUUUCUCAACAUUAAUCGCAGAGUUAAGGUAAUGAAUGAAAAGCUCCAGCACUGCAUGGAGCUGACAGACCUAAUGCGAAAUCACCUGAAUGAAAAGCACGCGCUGCGUCUUGAGUGGAUGAUAGUAAUACUAAUCACCAUAGAGGUUGGUGGGGCUUUUUUUCCAGUAUUAAGAACAUAAUAACAAACAUUUUCUAUACUUCAUAAUUUGAGAAUUAAGAUUACUGCAUUAAUGUGAUGUACGCGGGGAAUUAGUAAUUGUUCUUUGCAGCUUUCAAAUGGUAGCUACAGUUACUUUCCAGAUUACCUGAUUUAUAGUGUAAACUGGUUUAAUGGUUUUUAAAUAAAAUAAAAAUUCUUAUCA